CGGCGCGCACUCCCGCUGCCCCGGAUGCGCGCGCGCGCGGACAGAUCCCCUCCUGACUAAUGGGAUCUCUCCUGCGAAGCAGCCCCCACCUCCCUCGCUGCGUCCCUCCGUCCCUCCCCGUUUUUAUUUUGGAAUUGAGGCUGGGCUCCCCCCCCUUUUUCUUUUUUGGUAAAGGAGUUUCUACCCCUCCUUGCGUCAGCCUCACGUCACUUUGCCGGUGGCAGCCCCCGAGCUUUGGGUGCUGGAGCAAGAGGCUGGAGUCGCUCUUAGCAGCGGCGAGGGAAGGAGGAGGGAGACGGCGACAGAGGCGCGUGUGACAGCGCCUGUGAGGGCCGGCGAGGCGAAACGUCCUCUCCCCCCCCCCCACCAACACACACACGCACACACACACACACACGCAUUCCACUCCCUCCCUGCGGUGUUGGCCGACAGAAGCGGGGCAGGAGGGCGGCUGAAUAGGCUGCAGCGGCUGCAGCGGCAGCUCCCCCCAGGGCUCCUAGCCUCGGCAGGUCUCCUCUCGCUCCUCUCUCGUUGCCUCAGAGGGCUUCUCCCCGGCCGACGGAGCCCAGGAGGCGCAGUCGCCGCCUAGGGGCAAGGCAAGAAGGCGGCCGCUGAGGCAAGAAGGCUGCGCGCGGGAGCCUCGACGAUGCCCGAGUGACUGGCUCGUACUCGCCAGAGCCGCGCUGGAUUGAUUGCGUUUUGCGGGCGGGAGGGCGAGCACGAGGCGAGCCGAGCGGGCGGCGGCGGCACCAGCAGCGCCCGCAGCAGCAGGAGCAGGAGCAUCAGCAUGGGGCCCUGGCCCAGGACGUGGUGUUGGCGGCGGCAGCAGCUGCACGGCUCCCCCUGGCCGACGGCGACCCGCUUCUGGAGCUUGUGCUGGCUGGUGCUGGGCGCUUGGCGGGGGCUCGUCGCCUCCGCUUGCCCCGCGUCGUGCACGUGCAGCGCCGAGCAGAUCUGGUGCCUGGAGCCCGCCGGGAACCUCACGUCCUUCCCCGUGCUCGGCAAGAGGAGCGCGCCCGAGAAAGUCACCGACAUUUACAUUGCAAACCAACGGAAAUUAGAAAGCAUAAAUGAAAGUGAUGUCAGAAGCUACGUUGGAUUAAGAAAUUUAACUGUGGUGAAUUCAGGUUUGAAGUUUGUCUCAACCAAAGCUUUCCUGAAAAAUCCCAGCCUGCAUUACAUUAACUUAUCUGGAAACAAGUUUUCAAGUUUGUCCAGAAAGUCUUUCCGCCACCUGAAUUUGACUGAUCUGAUUUUGGAUGGCAAUCCAUUCAAGUGUAGCUGUGACAUUAUGUGGAUCAAGAUAUUUCAAGAGACCAAGUUUCCAAAAACUCAGGACUUCUACUGCAUGAAUGACUUCAACCAGAACAUAUCUCUGAGGGAGAAGCCAGUCGCAAACUGUGGCUUGCCUUCAGUUAGGCUGAACACACAGAACCUCACUGUAAUGGAAGGAAGAAGUGUCACAUUGUACUGUGAGGCUGCUGGAAGUCCAUCACCAAGUAUAACUUGGGUUUUCAAUAAUAUUGUUUCAAAACAUGAGAAUGACACAAAUAAGAACCCAGCUUCCCUAACCAUAAAGAAUAUAUCAUCCAAUGACAGUGGCGUUCAGAUUUCUUGUGUAGCAGAAAACAUUGUGGGCGAAGACCAAGCUUCUGUUGACCUCGUGGUGUUCUUUGCACCAAAUAUCACAUAUCUUGAAAUUCCAUAUCCGGACCACCACUGGUGUAUUCCAUUCAGCGUGAGGGGGAACCCGCAACCUAUCCUGACAUGGUUGCAUGAUGGGGUUAAGUUGAAUGAGUCCGUCUAUAUCUGGACUAAAAUACAUGUUGUAAAUCAAACGGAAUACCAUGGCUGCCUUCAGCUAGACAACCCUACUCAUGUGAACAACGGCGAUUAUACCUUGGUGGCACAGAAUCAAUAUGGAACAGAUGAAGCCAGCAUUUCUGCAUACUUUAUGGAAGAUCCUGGAGGUAAGCAGGAUCCGGAAUGCUGGUCUCCAUUCCCAGAUGAGACAGAUCUUACAGGUAGUUCGUUCUACACCCAUCUUGGUUAUAGUGAGGAUUAUGGAACGCCAACGGAUAAUUUUGAAGAUACUACAAAUAAUAGUAAUCAAGUUACUUCUACGGAUGUUUCCGACAAAAACAAUGAAGAUAGCAUCACUGUCUAUGUUGUAGUGGGGAUUGCAGCAUUAGUGUGCACUGGCUUAGUUAUUUUGCUCAUUAUUCUCAAGUUUGGAAGGCACUCCAAGUUUGGAAUGAAAGGUCCUUCUUCAGUUAUCAGCAAUGACGACGAUUCAGCGAGUCCUCUUCAUCACAUCUCUAAUGGAAGUAACACUCCAUCUUCUUCCGAGGGCGGACCAGAUGCAGUAAUUAUUGGAAUGACAAAGAUUCCCGUAAUUGAAAACCCGCAGUAUUUUGGGAUCACAAAUAGUCAACUCAAGCCCGAUACAUUUGUCCAGCACAUCAAGCGACACAAUAUUGUUCUCAAAAGGGAACUGGGAGAAGGAGCCUUUGGGAAAGUUUUCUUGGCCGAAUGUUAUAAUCUGUGUCAUGAGCAGGAAAAGAUCUUGGUUGCAGUGAAGGCGCUAAAAGAUGCUAGCGAUAAUGCCCGCAAAGACUUCCACCGGGAGGCAGAACUUUUAACUAACUUACAGCAUGAACACAUUGUGAAGUUUUACGGGGUAUGUGUGGAAGGAGAUCCUCUCAUCAUGGUCUUUGAAUACAUGAAGCAUGGAGAUCUUAACAAGUUCCUCAGGGCACAUGGACCUGAUGCAGCUCUGAUGGCUGAAGGGAGUCAUCUAACUGAGCUAACCCAGUCACAGAUGUUACAUAUUGCCCAGCAGAUUGCAGCUGGCAUGGUUUACUUGGCAUCACAGCAUUUUGUGCAUCGUGACCUCGCCACUCGGAAUUGCCUGGUUGGUGAAAACUUACUGGUGAAGAUAGGAGACUUUGGAAUGUCAAGAGAUGUGUAUAGCACAGAUUACUACAGGGUUGGUGGACAUACCAUGUUACCCAUUCGUUGGAUGCCUCCUGAAAGCAUAAUGUACAGAAAAUUCACCACAGAAAGUGAUGUCUGGAGCCUUGGAGUCGUUCUAUGGGAAAUCUUUACCUACGGCAAACAGCCAUGGUAUCAGCUCUCAAACAAUGAGGUAAUUGAGUGUAUUACUCAGGGCCGUGUCCUGCAGCGACCUCGCACCUGCCCAAAGGAAGUCUACGAUCUGAUGUUGGGAUGCUGGCAGCGGGAGCCUCAUAUGAGGCUCAACAUCAAAGAAAUCCACUGCCUCCUUCAGAACUUGGCCAAGGCAUCUCCCGUGUACCUGGAUAUUCUAGGAUAGAAACUCCUGGCACUUCCUCUUACGGAGUGUGUGAAUGAAUGUGUUCAAUUGCCACUAAACUCCAUUAAAAUGUGUUCUCUCAACUCUGACAGUAUUAAAUACAAAGAUAUGGAGGAGCUUUCAAAGGGCAAGCUGUGUGCAUUUCUCCCUCUGUAGACACAGUAUUGACUUUGUGACAUUACUGACAUGUAUCUCUUCUCCCCUCUGUUCUUUCUGUGUCUCUGUCCCUGCCCCUCGAUUUCUAUUCAAUCAGGCUUCUGCAUUAUUAUAACUCUGCAUAGACAAAGGCCUUAAAAAAAAACCUGACCUGUUAUAUCAACAGACACUCAGUUUUGCCCAUCACAACUAACAAUGCCUUGUUGUAUUCAUGCCUUUGACCUGGAUAAAAAAAGGGAAAUUAUGACUUGAACUUUGUGACUUCUGCUGUAUGGAUAUCUGGAGCUUCUAUGGAUUCACCUCUUCGUGUGAUUUGGCAUCUGGGCAGAAAAACCGAAGACUGGUAUUCUCUGUGGGAACCUUGUUGUAGCUGAGAUCAAGCCAGAGGGAACGAAAUCAGCAGAUUGUGUAAUCCACUCUAAAGGAGAAUCUAUAGGAUCAGGUGGCAUCCGAUAUACCACUGUAAUUAUUUGGUGAAUGGGAAGGAAUUCAAUGCUUUCCCCUGGGAAAUGUUUAGAGGAGCAAAGGCACAUCUAAGUGUGCCGCCAUUUUUGCAUUGAUAGAUGCAUCAAUGUGGUCUGUGUAAAAGGCGUUGCCAAGACUUCCCAGAAUUGCAUAGCAAUAUGCUCAGCUAGGAAUCUCCAGCCUUGUUUAACCAUAGGGAUUUCGGAUGUCUCGGAAUACUAGCUGAUGGGAAUCACACAUGCGGAGCUGCUGUUCUUAGUUCCUGUUUGUGGGCUUCUCCCAGGCAUCUGGUUGGCCACUGUGAGAACAGGAUGCUAGACUAAGACAGGUAUUGGGCCUGAUUCUGAUAAGCUCGUUCUGUUGUGAUGCCACUGGUACAAUUGUUCUCCCGUGAGCCUUUGAUAAUGCAGGCGAGGGCUGAGGUAUAUUAAAGUGUAGUAUAAUUACCAAGGCCAAUUCCUAAAAUACGAAUGCUUCAGUAAGAUAGGAGGGAAGCUUUUCUUGUAUGAUGCUGUUUAGACAGCGAGCCCCUGCUGUUGCCCCCCCUCCCCUUCCCCUUCUCCCUGUGCAAACCCCAACUCAGCAUGGCCCCUGUUGAUUAAUACCCAGCAAUUUGUGCUGAAAACAGUUGCUCAUCUCAUUGUGCACCCAAAUAGGCGUAGCAAAUUCAUGACGGAAAACAUAUAUUUAGUUGUAGGAAGGUCGUUAGCUACAUUCAAACAUCUAUACAUUGUUGCAGGCGCAAGAGGCUGGUACUGAAGAUUUUGUAUGGCAUUUGUGAGAAAACAGGUCCAAAAAGUCUCUAGAGAAACGACAGUACGGUUAUUAACUUUGUGAAUGAUUAAGAUUCAGAGUUCGCACUAGUGUCUGCUUGAUGAAGUGGUGGUAUUCCAGUCUUUUUUUUAUUUAAGAUCGACAGGCAUAGUGUGUUUACACUUUUCAUCAUGGCUGCUGGGUUCAAGAAGGCAAGCUCGCGACACACAAAUGUGAAAGGUUUAGGAUGUGCAUGUCAGGUAAUUUUUAUUAUAAACCCUUAAGAUGAGAUAAAAUCAAAGUCAGUUCCUACCUUUGUGGAGAAAGUGCUGCAAAAAAAAAUAGGGGUUAUUUUUUACUAAAACAAAUGGGGUCAUAAACGCACAGCUUGUCAAUGUUUUAUUGUCGUUUUAUUUUUAAA
Molecule: messenger RNA, 5129 nt
Organism: Zootoca vivipara (common lizard)
Lineage: Eukaryota; Metazoa; Chordata; Lepidosauria; Squamata; Lacertidae
Source: RefSeq, a predicted model, not a curated record